CAGUCAAAAUCUAUUGGAUGCCAGUGGACACCACGUUCCAUGAUUUAUUGCAGAAAAGCCUUAGAUUACAGGUUACGCGAGCAGAGACAAUUAUAUGAAUUUGACAAGCUGCAGACUGGAUACAAUCUGAGCACAGCAGUGAUGACAUUCCAAAAAAACUUCAUCUUGGUGGUCAGCUAUCUUCUGUGUGGUUCUAUUCUAAAGUGUUCUGGAAGAAAGCUGGAGAAUAAUGGAUAUAAAAACAUAGUUAUUGCCAUUAACCCUCAAACCCAACAUAAUGAACAGCUUAUUAAAAAUAUUCAGGAAAUAGUGACUGCAGCCUCCUCCUACCUUCACCGAGCUACCAAACAGCAAGUUUAUUUUGCAGAUGUGAAAAUCCUUCUGCCUCUAACGUGGCCAGUAGGUUCCCACCCGGUUCGGAGUCCGACGACUCAAUCCUACGAGAAGGCGGAUGUGAUCAUUGCUGAACCAAACCGUAAAUACGGAGAUGACCCAUACACCCUUCAGUAUGGCGGAUGUGGUGAGAAAGGACAGUACAUUCACCUCACACCGAACUUUAUACUGAACAGCAGCCUGGCUUCAGUUUAUGGACCGAAAGAUAGAGUAUUUGUUCACGAAUGGGCCCAUCUUCAGUGGGGAGUUUUCGAUGAAUAUAAUGAACUAGUGCCCUUCUAUUUACAUGAAGGAACCAGUGAAGUAACAAGAUGUUCAAAACAGAUUACAGGACGUACCGCUGAUUGCACAGGUAGCUCCUGUUCAUCGUGUGUCACAGAUCCCAAGUCAGGACUGCCGACUGGGAAUUGUAAAUUUUAUCCAGAGAAAAACCAGACUGCAACCUCUUCAAUAAUGUUCAUACAAGCACUGUCAGAGGUGGCUGAAUUCUGUGAUGAUAAGACUCACAAUCCUGAAGCACCGAAUAUGCAAAACAAAAUGUGCAACUCCAGGAGCACUUGGGAUGUAAUCAGCAAGUCGCAGGAUUUCAGAAACAAUCGCUCACCUUACAGUGGGUCAGUGACACCAACCUUCACACUGCUACAGGCUAAAGACCGUGUGCUCUGCUUAGUCCUAGAUGUUUCUGGGAGUAUGGACCAGGAGAAUCGUUUGAACAGACUCCGACAAGCAGCCGAGAUAUUCUUACUACAGAUCAUUGAAGCAAAGUCACGAGUUGGAAUUGUUACUUUUAAUAGAGCUGCAACUAUCCAAACAAAUUUGCAAUUGAUUGAUAAUGAAGUUAUGAGGAACCAACUUGCCCAGUUGCUACCUACAACAGCGAAUGGGGGAACAAAUAUCUGCUCAGGAGUCCAUUCUGGUUUUCAGGUACUUCGUGGUGAUGACGGUGCUACCAAUGGUGAUGAAAUUGUUUUGCUGACUGAUGGGGAGGACAGUGGAAUAAGCAAUUGCUUCUCAGAGGUGGAACAAAGUGGUGCAGUUAUCCACACAAUAGCGUUAGGACCAAGUGCAGCCAAAGAGCUGGAACAGAUGUCAAUAAGGACAGAGGGCCUACAGUUUUCAGCCACUGAUAAUGUGGAUGCAAGUGGAUUAAUCGAUGCCUUCUCUCGAUUAGUAUCAGGAGAUGGUGGCGUUGGUCAGCAGUCAAUUCAGCUUGAAAGUUCUGGAACGAAGGUUUACGAUGACAGUUGGUUGAACGGGACAGUUUUCAUCGAUAAGACCGUUGGGAAUGACACAUUUUUUGUCAUUACAUGGCAGAAACAGUCACCGACUGUGUUUGUAUAUGACCCCAGUGGAAAGGUGUAUGCAGCCAGUGAGUUUAAGUUUGAUAACAGUCUGCUUACAGCCCGUCUGAACAUUCCAGGCACCGCACAGCCAGGACCUUGGAACUAUGGUAUCCUGAAUACUGGAAGCGAACAGAUUAUAACUGUCGUAGUGACAUCUCGAGCAGUAGAUGAGAAAGCUCCCCCAGUCACAAUCAAUGUGCACAUCAGUGAAAUGGAUUCGAAAGGUGGAAGAACAAUUUAUGCAGAAGUCACUCAGAAAUUCUCACCCGUCCUGUUUGCAAAUGUGACGGUUAUUAUUGAACGACCCACUGGCCCUCCAAUUGAGCAGGAACUUUCUGAUAAUGGCCUGGGUGCUGAUAUUACCAAGAAUGAUGGUAUUUAUACUAUGUAUUUCCUCAAGUAUUCCGGAAUUGGAAGAUACAACUUUAAAGUACGAGUGCACGGAAAGGAAGGAACGACAAAGACGGCAAUCCCAAAAGGAGGACAUGCCUUUUAUAUACCAGGAUACGUAGAAAAUGGCAAAAUUCAAACAAAUUCACCAAGACCUUCAGUCUACGUGGAUGAUCUGGAGGCUGACUUUGGUGAUUUUAACAGGAUCAAAUCUGGAGGAACCUUUUCAGUUCCCAAAGUGCCACCCACUGUUGAUAUUCCACCGUGUAAAGUCACAGACCUUCAAGCAACACUAACUCAAAAUAAAGUUGAAUUGGAAUGGACGGCACCAGGAGAGGACUAUGAUCAGGGAGCAGCGUCUCGCUAUGAGAUGAGAAUGAGCGACAACCUCCUCCAGCUACGGGACAACUUCACAACAGCUGCCCUGAUUAACUUGACCGACUUGGAUCCACGCCCGUUUGGAUCAAGGGAAACAGUCACAUUUGUUCCCGAAAGUAUAGAACUGAAAAAUGGGACAUCACUCUACUUUGCGCUCUGUGCCUACGAUAAACAGGAUCAGUCCUCUGAGAUGUCCAAUGUGGCCAGGAUUUAUGUCUUUGUCCCUGUACCUCUGGUAGAGCACCCGAAAGGUAACAGAGCAAUGCAGGCCAUUUGGAUCGCAGUAGUUGUCGCAGGCCUGGUGUGUUUGAUCAUUGGGAUUGUUAAGUACCUGCUUCACAAAAAAUCCACAAGUACAACUUUUGAACCAGUUUAAUGUCCUCGCCGGAGGAAUAAGCAGGCAGCAUGCAGUUAAUUGGGAUAAUUAUUCAAACAUUCAAUCAGAUUACGCAGUAUAUUUUAGACUUGAUUCUCAGGGGUGGCAGUCCAUGAAGGCCCACGCUUUUUCUCCUCUGCUUUUCUCCAAUAUUCAUGCUAUUUUCCAGGGAUUUCACAGCCUUUCUGCCAAUGUUUUAGUUUACUUAUCCUCAUUAUUGGCUUGGAAGAUGUAGGAAGCUGCAUGUUUAAAUGCAGAAAGGAUGUUCCUGUUAUCAGGGGAGCCCUGAACUGGGGGUCACAGUCUAUAGAUACAGGGUCAGCCAUUUCGGACUGGGAGAAAUUCCUUCACCCAGAGAAUGGUCAGCCUGUGGAACUCCCUGCCACAGAAAGCGGCUGAGGCCAAAACAUUGGAUGUUUACAAGUGGUUAGAUAUAGUUGUUGCGGCUAAAGAGUGUAGGGACAGCACAGGAACAAGGUAAUGUGUUGGAUGACUUGCCAUGAUCAUAUUGAAUGGAGGGGCAGGCUGGAAGGAACGAAUGGUCAAAUCUUGCUCCUAUUUUCUAUGGUUCUAUGUUUAAACUGCCAAGGUAUUGCGGGUACAGUGCAGGGUACACAAGCUUUGGUUGUCACCAGCCUUUGCAUGUAAUUUUUUGGCAGUUGGUCAACUCU
Molecule: messenger RNA, 3551 nt
Organism: Stegostoma tigrinum
Lineage: Eukaryota; Metazoa; Chordata; Chondrichthyes; Orectolobiformes; Stegostomatidae
Product: calcium-activated chloride channel regulator 1-like
Exons: 14
Coding region: 40-2880 (946 amino acids)
Biological process (GO): chloride transport
Molecular function (GO): intracellularly calcium-gated chloride channel activity
Source: RefSeq, a predicted model, not a curated record